AUGACACGUUUGGCGAAGAUGUGGCACCGCCCACCAUCUCCCAUCUCUGUUCCGGGUUAUCUUCAAGCCCGAUCUGACGAUGAAAGUCCCACCAGUGCUACAUUUCCCUCCUCUACAGACAGUCCGCAAGCUACAGUGUCAACCAUCGCUCCCAAUUCACACGGAAAGCCUAUCGAUCCUAAGAAUGCAGCUGCAUUCGGCAUUAUCACCGGUGCAAUGAUCGCUUUUGGUGUGAUCUCCUUCUCGCUAUUUCUGCUUUAUAGAAGACGUAGUGAUCAUAGCUGCAAUCCCCCGGCAUGGUGGCGGAAACGCAAAAACGCUGCAGAGCCAGCUGAGGUCGAAAUCUCUGAUCCAAUGACGACAAGGGGAGCGGUCUCAGAUGAUGAAUCCGCAUUGCACGAUACUUACGACAAUAAGCUCAAUGAGAGCCAACAAGAUCUAGUCCCUAAAACGCCAGAAGGGCAGCCAAAGCCAAACCUCGUUCAGAAAAUUCAACAAGCGUUAUAUGGGCCAUUGAACCAAGCAUUGAAGAAGAAGGGCAAGCAAGGACCAAGUCCAGUCGACAUGGAGAAAGGCCAGAGUUCGGACACUCUCGAUGACGGAAUAUCUAACAGGCAAAACGUCCGCACGAGUGGCGAUGAGUGGAGUCGGCGGCCAGUAUCUGCUGCAGAUAUGUCAAUACAGACGGAAUCCUCAAUGGCAUUACAUCCAGCAGUCACGCGACUGAAGUCGCAGAAGAAGUCUGGCCCUCGACCUGGAGUAAGUGCUUUUUCCUGGUCGACUACUGCACCAACAUCUGUUCCACCGAUUCGAACAAGUCUCAGGGAGAAUCCCCUGCCGCCACUUCCUUCUGACAGAGAUUCGCGAAGAGACACCGCACUUACAACUAUGACAGAAGAUUCGGGACCAGUUCGUCACAUGUCGGUUACUGGCUGGGUCACUAAUAUGCAAAAAAGACGGCAGAAGCGGGAACAGCGUUUGCAGCAGCCAAUGUCCAAUGAUGGUGAAGCGGCGUUGCCAACAGAUUUACUGGCUCCAGCUGCUGUCGCUCAUCCAAAGGGCCGCCAGUGGACAAGCAAGGAUACUGGCUCUGUCCGUUCAAGUACCAUCACCUUGGAGACGAAUGCAAAAACCCCGGCUCUUGAAACUGCCACCGUGGCUUGGCAUGUUCAUCGAGGUGCAGGACAGGUCGAUGUCCCUCCAGUUCCACGUUCUUUGGGCCGAGGCCAGAAAGAAGAGCCAGAAUUGGAGAAUCUGAAUCCAAAAUACAGCGAACAAGCUGAGUAUCUUCAAGAGGAGCAAUAUGCUCAGCAGGAUGAAUAUGCACAGCAGGACGGGGCGUAUUCACAUGAAGUCCAAUAUGCCCAACAGGAUGAAUACGCACACCAAGAAGGAGAAUAUGCACAACAAGCAGACUACUCGCAGCACUACUCGCAGCACUACUCGCAGCACUACUCGCAGCAAGAGCAGGACUACCUACAAGAACACGAUUCUCAACAGCAGGGAUAUUUGCAAGAGCGAUAUGAAUAUCAAGAGCAGCAGGACUACUCGCAGCAAUACUCGCAACGGGAGCAAGAACAGCAGCAGGAGGAUUACUAUCAGCAGCAACAAUACCGGCACCAAGGUCACGAUGGAACAACCCCAGAGAUACAUAUCAAUUCGCCUUCUGAAGCGACAGCUAUCCCGGAAGAGGAAUGGGUUCCGAAUAUUACCAGAUAUCCGAGUGGCACCACGACGACUACAGCUGGUCAUGGUGCUGCGGCGGGCCAGAGUCCGCGAAUCUAG
This is a messenger RNA of Endocarpon pusillum Z07020, 1785 nucleotides long. RefSeq lists its product as uncharacterized. The record is from RefSeq and is a predicted model, not a curated record. Lineage: Eukaryota; Fungi; Ascomycota; Eurotiomycetes; Verrucariales; Verrucariaceae. The transcript has a single exon. Bases 1 to 1785 code for a protein of 594 amino acids.